AUGCUUGCUUCCUUCCCGUCCAUCUAUAGCCCUCACAUCAGUCCGGUGUGCCUUCCGUUCGGGCCAGACCAAUAUGGGCAGAGAUGCUGGGCCACUGGCUGGGGGAAGGACGCUUGGGGCACCGGGGGAUCCUAUCAGAAUAUCCUCAAGGAGGUGGACGUUCCGCUGAUUCCCCAUCACGAGUGCGAACGAGCUCUACGGAACACCCGGCUGGGCUACGACUUCCAACUUCACCCAGGAUUCCUCUGCGCCGGAGGGGAGCAGGGCAAGGAUGCCUGCAAGGGAGACGGAGGAGGACCGCUAGUGUGUGAAGCUGGAAAUGGGAUCUAUCAACUGACAGGAGUGGUCAGUUGGGGCAUCGGCUGUGGUACACCUGGGGUACCAGGGGUGUACGUUAAGGUGUCACAAUACCUCCCUUGGAUCCAAUCCAUCACCCAGGGACCAUAUGGUGGCAAGAAGUAAGAAAGACAUAUUCAAGAGACAAAGAAAAAGCCCCAACACCUCAGGGAAAGUUGGACUGAUUAUGUGAUGAAGGGACUGAGCCCAGGAGGUUCUUUGUGUGGAUCUCGCGCAGAUCGACUAUUUUAUUUUUUUGUUGACUAUAUUUUUUGUGAAACUUCAGGAGACCCUGGAGUGAGUGUAUCGCAGCUUUGAUUGCGUUUUUCUGUAAGACCAGAAUGUUUCAUGAGAGGAUGUAUGUACAAUAAAUAAGUAUUCCAUGGUGAAAAAAAAAA
Darwinula stevensoni is the source of this 734-nucleotide messenger RNA. Lineage: Eukaryota; Metazoa; Arthropoda; Ostracoda; Podocopida; Darwinulidae. The record is from the annotation of a GenBank genome assembly.